Gasterosteus aculeatus aculeatus (three-spined stickleback) is the source of this 1003-nucleotide messenger RNA. Its product is annotated as Golgi apparatus membrane protein TVP23 homolog A. The record is from RefSeq and is a predicted model, not a curated record. Gene Ontology annotation, biological process: protein secretion; vesicle-mediated transport. Gene Ontology annotation, cellular component: Golgi membrane. NCBI's taxonomy places the organism in Eukaryota, Metazoa, Chordata, Actinopteri, Perciformes, Gasterosteidae.
GCAUUUAAUGACCGCGGAGGGAGGCUGGGCGUCGGUCUCAAUUCACUGCAACACCUGGUUUAUUCCAUCCCUGCAAUACAGCUAACGCUACGCCUUUCCCCGAAAACAGGUCCUCGCGUUGCUUUUCACGUCUGCGAUGAUGACACCGAUGGGCAUCACCGUGACUAUGGCGGACGACACGGAGGAUGUUCAGCUGGACUUUGCUGCCGACGAGCAGGAGAGUGCGCGGAGAAGCGCGGUCAUAAGACACCCACUCGUCUCCUUUUUUCACCUGUUCUUCCGGGUGGUCGCCAUUGUUGCCUAUUUACUCUGCGACUGGAUCAGCGAGAGCUUUUCCUCAUGUUUUGUGCUGAUCCUCACUCUGCUCUCUUUCGAUUUCUGGUCCGUCAAGAAUGUGACUGGCAGGCUGCUGGUCGGCCUGCGUUGGUGGAAUCAGAUUGACGAAGACGGAAAGAGCCUCUGGGUGUUUGAGGCCAAAAAAGCCUCAUUGGGCAAGGACAUCGGGACAGAGGCAGAGGCGAGGAUUUUUUGGCUGGGUCUCAUCAUCUGCCCUCUCAUAUGGACAUUGUUCUUCUUCAUCUCCCUUUUCUCCCUGAAGAUUAAAUGGCUGUCCCUUGUGGUUGCGAGUAUUUCCCUCCAAGUGGCUAAUCUCUAUGGUUACCUACGCUGCAAGGCAGUAGGAGAGGACGGCCAGCCGGCAGACAUCCGCUCCUUCUCAGGGCAGCACCUCCUGCAGCGUCCAGACAUCAUCUUUGGAAUACUAUGAAGAUGACCUCCUCGUUUACAGCCACUAGGCUGCUGUGAGUCUGAAAGAGAGAGCGAGAGAGAGAGAAAUAAAAAAGCAGAACGAUGAGAGCUGCCUGAUCUCCAAAGUUCCCACAAACUGCAUUUACUUAAAUGGCUGCAUGCCUGGUGCAUAUAGCACAUGCUGCUGACUUCACUUCACAUGUUGCCCAUGAAUCAGUCUGCCUACAAUGUCAAUAAAGAAACGAGCGCAUUUGUA